This is a messenger RNA of Moneuplotes crassus, 1559 nucleotides long. Lineage: Eukaryota; Ciliophora; Spirotrichea; Euplotida; Euplotidae. The record is from the annotation of a GenBank genome assembly.
UUUAAAUAUUAAAAAUGAAUACAAAAAUAUACGAAAAAAGAUAUUCCAAAGAGCCUCUCAACAAAUACCUAAACGAGCCAAUUUUCAUAUCUCAUGAUUUCAGAAGAGGCUCGAAGCGUCGCUCUAAGCAUCAUCUGGCUCACCAAACGACGCUAUAAGACGCCUCGAGAAUAUAACACGAAGGAACACGAAUGCCCAAACGAUUGCGAAGACAAGGUUCAGCAAUGAAAUCUUUGAAAAUGAGUCUAUCCAGAAAUAAGAUUGCAGAAUACUACACCAAUAGUAACCUCCAGACUAUCCUCAUGAAGAUCUGGACUAAGCUAAUAGCGUCAAUGUCUUUGGACCCGUUCAAUUACCAGCGGAUUAUCCGUAUGAUCUCUAAAAGUCUCGGUGAGUUUGGCGAUGACAAGUACUACCAGACCAAAAUCCCUGAGUACAAAUAUGGAAACGUGACAUAUGACAAGUACUGCUUUGACAUCAUCUCUUUGUUCGGCAAAUAAGGUGUUCUACCUGAACCUAUCCGAACUAGAGAUCCUCCUCAGGGCAGCUUAUAAGGAAAUUACAACUGUGAUCGCAGGCAAGAUCUUCCUCAAGCCUGAUCAUGAAGUUACCCAGAUCAAGGAUUGCGAGAAUAUUAAGACAAAUUUUAAGAACAGAAAGAGCGAGACUAAAGAGCAAGAGCCAUUCAAUAUUCAUCCUUUCCUCACUAUUGUCAAUAUUGGUUACAAGUCUGCUAAUGAUAAGGAAGGGGAUGAUAACUUUGAGGCAACCGCAAAUAAGAAGAUAGUCCCCUUCUUCUCGAGGCAGCAGGCUCCUGAGAAGAUCCGUGUUACACAAAAGAGUCCUAAGAAGCAGGUUUCUAGCCCUCAAAGAUUCGUUGACUGGAAAUCACUGAAGCGAAAAUAAGGAUAAGUCGUCUAAAAAGAGGAAACGGGGAGCUCUCUCAGAAGAUUCUCUCAAGAUCCUCAAGAGCAACAUUAUCUCCCACGAAGAUAAUGAUUUGAUUGAUGAUCACACAAUUCCAUGGAGAGUUCAGUUCAAGAGCAGAAAGCUCUCGCCCUUUGCUCAAGAUGAAAUUAUCCAGAAGAAGCUUGAUAAUUUUCAUUUCUUUAGAUAUUACUGUGAGAAAGAACCUGUUGAAAAGGCAGAUGAUCUUUUCAAAAGGGUUAUUACUAAUAAUGAAAGUUAUCUUCUGAAGACAAGAAAUAUAAUCCCUCGCAUCAAGCGCAAGAAGAGGACUAGCUCUAGCAGAAGAGUAUAUGCUCAGAAAAAUUCGAAACUUACAGCUUCUAUGUGAACUAAGCCUACCCUUCCCUUGCCAAAACCAAGAGAACUCCCUCGGAAGAGUUUCAGAGGAAUAAUCCCUUUAGAUUUCGGACUUUUGAACUCGGAAAGAGGAAUUCCAACCAUUGCAGCACAACAAAGUGGGAUGACUAAGUUGUCCAAUCCUCGUGCAGAUAUGACAGAUGAACGUGUUCAUCGAUUCAUAUUGUUUGAUACAGUUGAUAACCGCACCAGGGCCAUUACCGAGCGCUUGUAAUACCUCCUAAAACCUCGAC